UUUGCGGUCUAAGCCGCCAUAUUGUGUGACUAGCGCGGGUCACUUGUGCGUGCAUGGUCGUUUUGUAAGAUAUUUUGUCAAUACAAAAGAGCAUAAGUACCCGCGAGUUGUAUGAAACUGAUAGUAAUGGAUCCAGCUAAAUUAAAAGUUGUCGAGCUACGUAGUGAAUUGGGCAAACGUGGCCUUGAUACUAAGGGAAAUAAAGCGGUAUUAGUUGAGCGGCUUCGCAAGGCGUUGGAGGAUGAAACUGGCGAUAGCGUUCAAGGAACAGUAUCUGCUGAUGUUCAAGUUGAAAGUUCAGGAGAUCCAAGUUCCCAAGAUGAACGAGAGAAAAGUCCAGAACCCACUAAGGUUACUACACCUGUCAGGACACCUGGUAGAUCUCCUAGGAGUUCUUCAGGUGGUAGUCCAAUAAAAACUCCUACAAGAGGCUCUCCAAAGACUAUAAUAACACCUGUAGCGCAAGAAACUCCUUCACCUGUAAAAUCACCUAUUAAAGAAACACCAAUCCCGAUAACAGAUACCUCUGCGACAACGGAAAUUAAUAGUGGAGAUGAGUUGGAGAAAAAUGAUAAACCUUCCCAUAUGACAGAGUCACAGAAUGCAGCUAUGGAGCAAAUGAGUGAGUCAUCAGAGACGGAAAUAUGUACUCCUCAACCAGCUGAAGAAGCACCCGAAAUAAGACCAGCUCAAGAUGAAUCGAUAAAUGAAUCCGAGCCGAUUUCCGAGAUAUCUGAAACUAAUAUAUCAGAAAAUGCAAUCAAAAAUGAUGAACCAAUGGAACAAGAACUUACAAAUGAUAAGGAAAAUGACGUUGAUAAUAAAAUAUCUGACGAAUAUUCUGAAGAAAAAUCAGAAGAUGAUAAGAUGUUUAAUUCUGUUGAGGAAACAGAAGAAAAAUGUGAAGAAACAGAAGAAAAAAUGGCAAUUAAUGACGUCGAUGAUCGAAAUCAGGAUUUUAAACCAGAAGAACAAUCUUUUGAUGACCUUAAUUCUUCAAGUGUUUCUGAUAAUAAAGAGAUACAACAAGAGUUCGAAGAACAAUCAUCGGAUAAUUUGAAACAAGAGACUGAUGAUCUAAAUGAAACAGCUAAAAUUGAACCAGAAGAUGUUGAAAUGAAGCCAAAUGUGAAACAGGAAUCCGAUGAGAAGGAAUCAAAAGACUAUGAUCGUAGAGAUCGUAAAGACAGAAAAAGGAAGCGAUCUACUAGUUCACAAGAUGAUCGCCACAAAAGUCCAAGUAUUGUUGACGAUGAACCAGAAAUAGAUUAUUCUAGAGUUUUAUUAUCUUGGUAUGAUUCAGAUUUGAAUUUAAUAAUUGAUAAAUCAAAAUUUUUAUCAGCAACCCCAAUGCAUAAUGAUGGAUUUGGAUACGUCUGGGCUGGUGCAAGAGCAUCAUAUGGUUUUACCAGUGGAAAAAUAUAUUAUGAAGUAAAAGUUACUCAUCAGUGCAAUGUUACUCUUCAAAACGAAGAAUAUCCUCAUGUUUUAAGAGCUGGAUGGUCAACAGCGUUUACAUCUAUGCAAUUAGGUGAAGAAAAAUUCAGUUAUGGAUAUGGGGGUACAGGAAAAAUAUCUACAGGAAAUAAUUUCACGGAUUAUGGUCCAUCCUUUGGUUUAAAUGAUAUACUGGGAUGUUAUUUAGAUAUGGAAUCAGGUGAUGAAAUUGUAAUAACUUAUACGUUAAAUGGAGAAAGCCUAGGUGAAGCAUUUAGAAUUCAAAAAUCUGAACUUGAAGGAAAAGCACUUUUUCCACAUUUAUUAACCAAAAACUGUGCUUUCGUUUGCAAUUUCGGUGAUGAAGAAGCGUGGAAUCAAAAAAUUCUUGAUGGAUAUUCACCAGUAGGUCAAGUAGACAUUAAAGAUCGAACACCUGGUCCACGACGACCUGAUAAAAGAGAAGAAUGUGAAAUGCUAAUGAUGUGUGGUUUACCAGCAUCUGGAAAAACUGUUUGGGCUAAUAAAUAUGCGUCGGAAAAUCCAGAAAAAAUGUAUAAUAUUCUAGGAACUAACGCUCUUAUUGAUAAAAUGAAAGUUAUUGGAUUGCCAAGGAAACGCAAUUAUCAUGGUAGAUGGGAAACACUGAUAGAUAAAUGUUCUCGUUGUCUAAAUAAACUUUUGGAAGUAGCGGCUACCAGACGACGUAACUACAUUUUGGACCAGACAAACGUAUAUCCUUCCGCACAAAGGCGCAAAAUGAGGAAUUUCUAUGGAUUUCAACGGAAGGCGAUAGUUAUAGUACCAACGGAUGAAGAGUUCAAAUCGCGUACUGCUAAACGCGAGGCCAUCGAAGGCAAGGACGUUCCUGAUACCACGGUCUUGGAGAUGAAAGCGAAUUUCAGUGCUCCAGUGGUCGGAGAAUCAUUUGACAGUAUCGAAUGGAUUGAACUAGGUGAAGAAGAAGCUAAAAAAUUAAUUAUUAAGUACAACAAAGAAGGCAAAGAUGCUGGAUAUAGUGUACAGCAAACAAGUAAACGACCAAGAUUUGAAAAAAGCGAUAGUCACAGAGACAGUCGUGAUGUAAGAUCUAGUCGAGACAGCAGAGAUAGUAGGGAUUAUCGUGAUCGCCGAAGUGCUUAUUCAGACAGAAAUCGCAGUUCAUCGUGGCGUGGUGGCAACCAUAUGGGAGGAGGAGGAGGUGGUUGGAGAGACAGAGGACCACGGAGUAUAAGACAUAGUAGUGGUGGUUAUGGAUCUUCUAGUGGCUGGCGUGGUCGUGGAGGACCCAGUUCAAGUUCAUCUCAUCGUGGUUCUGACAGGCGUGGCAGUUCUUCAAGUGACAGGCGAUCGGCAAUUGAUCGUAGCCGAUCUGGCCCGCCUUCCAGACAGGGUGGCGGAUGGGGUCCGAUGAACAGUAACUAUCAUAAUUCUUCACACUCAUCUGGAGGAGGAGGAGGAGGAGGAGGUGGAUGGAGUGGAAGUCAACACGGUGGUGGAUGGUCUGGUAGUCAAUCCCAAUCACAAGGAAGUUGGGGUAGUCAACAAAGUAAUUGGAAUCAGCAACAAAAUUGGGGUAGUUGGAAAAGUUAUGGACAAUCAAGUUAUAAUCAGAAUAAUUAUAAUCAGCAAGGAUAUGGUAAUGGAAAUUGGGGCAGUUGGAAUCAACAACAACAGUAUUACAAUCAGUAUUGGGGCCAACAGUCGCCAUCCGUCACAUCCAGUGGCCAAACUGCAACGUCGGGUGGUAGUAAUCCAACUACUUCAGCUUCUUCAACAGUAAGUUCGUCAUCAUACAACAAUUAUCCAGGAGGAUGGCAAGGUUAUUCACAAUCAUACUAUUCAGCUGAUGGUUCCAGUACUGGUACCCAACAACAAAAAUAAAGUGAGUAUUUACUUUUCAGAAAAAUAUAUCACAAAAACCACUGGAUUAUCACUAUUAUAAAAAAUCAGUUAGUUUAUAUUAAAGAAAACUAAUUUUGCGACAUUUAGAUGGAAAAUUGUGUGCUUUUAUCGUCUUACUGACAGUGAAAGAAACAUUUUGAUUUAUACUUUACAUUUAUUACUAAACAUCCAUUUUUUCUUGCAUUAACUAUAAUGCACAAUAAUAUAACUAUUAUCAUUAAUAUUAAUUAGUUGAAAAUCAAAUGACAUAAUGUUAUUAUAAAAAAUUACGAGGCGAUAAUAUUGUACGUUGUUUAAAAAAAUUUUAAAAAUGCAAAAAAAAUUUAUUGAAAGUAGAAAAGAGUAUGAAUUUUUUAAUCGACUCAAUUUAAAGUAUCACAAAAAUAAAUAAAUAAUAAUAAUUCUAAAUAAUUUUUUCCAUGGCAAGUAAUGUAAAUAUGUACAGACUUUGUCGUUUAAAUAAAACCAAUUAAUCAUUAUUUGUAUUUUUCAAUGUUUGACAAAUAUUAUUUCAAAAAUAUCGAUGUAAAGGGGACAACUGUCUUUAUACAUUUCGGGAAAAUUUAUGAUAAUAUUGAUAGAUUUUAAUUGAUGGUACAUGUAUAAAAGAAAGACGUAAUAAAUUUCAAACUAUUUGAACCCAUUUAACAGCCUCAAUAAACAUUCCUUUCAUGAAAAAUAUUUUGGAUAAAAAAUGAAUAUAAGAAUUGAAAAAGUAAUCAUAUGUUAUAGUCAAUUUACCCUUUAACUUUCUUUCUUAUUUUAUUUUUAUUUCUUUUCAUUUUUUAAUUACAGUAUGAUACCUCACUCAUUUUGUUCACAUCGUUUAAUAAGUUUACACGGCUGUACAAAUUUCAUAUAUUAUAGAUAUUAAAAAAAUAAAAAUUCGAAAUUUCAAUAUUUUUAAUGUCUGUAAUUAAAUGCAAUUAUAAAUUAAUUAUCUAUGAUGAUGAAAUGAAAGCUUAAACGAAUGGAUUGAACGGAAGUCUUAAAAUAUGAAUUUACAUGUCUGUUUUACGAGAAGUGACAUUAAUUUUAAGAAAAAAUAACAGCCUAAGUUAUGUACUGUAAUUACAUGAAUAAUAAAUAUAUUAACAAUUAUUAAAGUAAAUAUAUAAUGUAUAUGAAUAUGAAGAAUUGCAGAAAAGAUCAUUUAAAUAUAAUCCAGUGGAAAUGAAAUGUUACAGGUAAAAUGGAUAGUUCGACGCUUUUUUUUCUAAUUAACUACGAUGUUUAUAUAAAACUGACACUGUCGUACUAUCACUUUUUCUGCGACAUUAUGUACAGCGCAAAAAAAUAUUAAUUAAUAAAUACUUUUGCAAAUAAGCAAAAAUAUUUUAAAUGUUAGAUGAUAGACGAUAAAGAAUGGCCAGAGGUUAAAGUUGAAAUAACAUAAAAUUCGAGUAGUAUAUGUGACAUGUAUAUUUUAAGAAUUCAAAAUAGAUAUGAAAAAUGGUUGUUAUAACCGAGAAAAAAUAUACGAACUAUCUAAUUAUAAUGCA
Messenger RNA from Chelonus insularis, 4844 nucleotides. Its product is annotated as heterogeneous nuclear ribonucleoprotein U-like protein 2. Gene Ontology annotation, molecular function: protein binding. Bases 112 to 3321 code for a protein of 1069 amino acids. The record is from RefSeq and is a predicted model, not a curated record. The transcript has 8 exons. Lineage: Eukaryota; Metazoa; Arthropoda; Insecta; Hymenoptera; Braconidae.